This is a messenger RNA of Knipowitschia caucasica, 297 nucleotides long. The record is from the annotation of a GenBank genome assembly. NCBI's taxonomy places the organism in Eukaryota, Metazoa, Chordata, Actinopteri, Gobiiformes, Gobiidae.
AUGGAGCAGGAGGAUCAGGAGGAGCAGGAGGAUCAGGAGGAGCAGGAGGAUCAGGAGGAGCAGGAGGAUCAGGAGGAGCAGAAGCAGCAGGAGGAGGAGCAGGAAGAGGAUCAGGAGGAGGAUCAGGAGGAGCAGAGGCAGCAGGAGGAGGAGCAGGAAGAGGAUCAGGAGGAGGAUCAGGAGGAGCAGAAGCAGCAGGAGGAGGAGCAGGAAGAGGAUCAGGAGGAGGAUCAGGAGGAGCAGAGGCAGCAGGAGGAGGAGCAGGAGGAGACAGACCUGUACAUAUAUAAUAAAUGA